AUGAGUAGCCUAUUUGUUUCUGUUACCAUCACCCCAUGUGCUCCAAUGGCUCGUGUUGAAGGGGUUAUUAAAAAAAUGACCAUUGGAUAUUCAAAUACUAUGCAACAUUGUCAUAAAACAAACAAUCAAAUAUUAACACAACCAAGUAUACCAAUGAGUAAUUAUGGUCUUGAUAAUGAAACAGGAGAUUUGAUUAUUAGGACAGAUGAUAUUAUUGGGUCAGCAACUUCAAUGGAAGGAAUCCAGUUUUCUAUGGAUCAAAAAUCAUUAACACGGUAUAGAGUUAUCCAAUUACUUGGUCAAGGAACAUUUGGUCAAGUUGUUAAAUGUAUUGAUUUAAGUACAAACAAGUAUGUAGCUAUUAAGGUUUUAAAAAAUAAACCAGCGUAUUUUAAACAGUCGUUGAUUGAAGUAACAGUUCUUCAUUUCGUUUGUAACUUUUUGUCUCUAUUUUUAAUUAUACGAAGUUAG
Molecule: messenger RNA, 471 nt
Organism: Entamoeba histolytica HM-1:IMSS
Lineage: Eukaryota; Evosea; Mastigamoebida; Endamoebidae
Product: serine/threonine- protein kinase C823.03, putative
Exons: 1
Coding region: 1-471 (156 amino acids)
Biological process (GO): peptidyl-threonine phosphorylation; peptidyl-serine phosphorylation
Cellular component (GO): cytoplasm
Molecular function (GO): ATP binding; protein serine/threonine kinase activity; protein tyrosine kinase activity
Source: RefSeq, a predicted model, not a curated record